GACAGCUUUUGAUUUAUUUUAAUUUUUAUGAACUGUCAAAUAAUAAAUUUAGCCAAAAACUUUAGAAAAGUAAAAUUUGGAGAAGAAAAAUUAGAAAUAGAUAAAUUAUUUUUAAUCAGAAAUGGAGUGCAUAGGAAGUGAGAGUGAUAAUGUUGAAAAUGUGGAAACAAAAGGUAGUGAGACUUGCACCAAAGAAGUAAAAAGUGAUAUAGAAAGUGAUAAGCCAACAGACAAUUCUCUUGGAGAUACAUCACAGUCUACAGCUUGUAAAAUAUCAGAAAGUGCAGAAGAAGCUUCAGUUGGACAGGCAAAUGGUGCACCACAAGAAACAUUAGAAGUGAAAGUAAUUUAUAACAAAAAGAAAUAUGAUGUCAAUGUAUCAACAGAUUUAGCAAUACCCGAAUUUAAAAAACAAUUACAGGGUUUAUUAGGAGUGCCAGCCUCUAUGCAGAAAUUAAUGUACAAGGGUUUACUGCAGGAUAAUCAAACUAUUUCAAGUUCAGGAAUAACCAAAGGGUCAAAAAUUAUGUUAGUAGGAUCCACAUUAAAUGAUGUUUUAGCUGUGUCAUCAGUAUCUAAACAAGAUGUUGCAGAAAUGGAAAAAGCUGCUACGGCAAAAGAACCACUUUGUAAACAAAAAAUUCAUAGGAAGGUUUUAGAUAAAGGAAUACCUGAAGAUGCUAUGCCUGGUAUUAAAAAUUUAAAGGAGGGUCUACCACCUGUUCCUUUAUCAGGAAUGUUAAAUAAACAUGGAGGAAAGGUUAGAUUGACAUUUAAAUUAGAAAAUGAUCAAUUAUGGCUUAGUACAAAGGAACGUACAGAAAAACUACCAAUGGGUUCUAUAAAAGGUGUUGUUUCAGAGCCAAUAGAGGGACACGAAGAAUAUCAUUUAAUGGGAUUACAAUUAGGACCGACAGAAGCCUCCAGGUAUUGGAUAUAUUGGGUGCCAGCUCAGUACGUCGAAGCUGUCAAAGAUGCUAUCCUAGGAAAGUGGCAGUUUUUCUAAACUGUUAAUGGAUUGCCGAUGUAUUUUUUCAUUUCUCUGGUUUUUCAGGGUUAUUUUUAAAAGUCUCGAAAUAUACUUAUUUAUAUUGUGUGACAAAGAAAAGAAUGUUUGAUCGGCCAGAGCCAUAUGCAUUUUCGUGUCUUAUUCUUUUCUUUUCUAAAGGAAACUGUACUAAGAAUAGUAUGAUAUUGUAUUAAUACUUUCACUUAAAUUUGUACAUGUUUUUUCAACCAUUUGACAAGUAUUACAGUGAAAAAUUAC
Sitophilus oryzae (rice weevil) is the source of this 1267-nucleotide messenger RNA. Its product is annotated as ubiquitin domain-containing protein UBFD1-like. The coding region runs from base 122 to 1006 and encodes 294 amino acids. The transcript has 6 exons. Gene Ontology annotation, molecular function: cadherin binding; RNA binding. The record is from RefSeq and is a predicted model, not a curated record. NCBI's taxonomy places the organism in Eukaryota, Metazoa, Arthropoda, Insecta, Coleoptera, Curculionidae.